UCGAGCAAUUAAUUUGCCGAGUUAACUUACUGACAAAUACAAGUUUUUAAAGCUAAACGCAAUGAUGAAUGGAGUGGUCGUUUUUCUUAUGGUAGUGGUUGUUGCCAAUGCUCAAACAUCAUUUCAAGGACGGUGUCCUGAUGUCCAAACCAAGCGCAACUUUAAUUUAAAAAAGUUUUCAGGAAAAUGGUUUGAGGCUGAACGUUAUUUUGGCGGUAUCGAAAAAGGAGGAAAAUGUGUGACCGCGGAAUAUAAUCUUAGAAGAAAUGGGAGAGCGACUCUCCGUUAUAAACUAAUAGAUUCAAUCUAUAGCCCAAGCAUAGAAGCUUUUGGUAAGGUUUCAAAGAAUGAUCCGGCCAAACUGUCUUUCCAUUUUCCAUCUAUAGAUGUUGAUUCCCCCUACUGGAUAUUGGCUACGGAUUAUAAAAAUUAUGCUGUUGUAUGGUCUUGCGCUGAGUUUGAAUCAUACGAUUAUAGCAUAAGAGGUGCCUGGAUUUUAACAAGAUCCAAAAAUCCGACUUCACGAAUUAUACAAAAAGCUUACUCCGCACUGGACAAAAAUGGUAUUAGCAAAAUAUAUUUUGUACAAACUAAUCAAACAAAUUGUCCCUUAAAUUAAUUUAGUGAGUUUUUUUAAAUUUAUUCCUUGGGUAAACACU
Brassicogethes aeneus is the source of this 659-nucleotide messenger RNA. The record is from the annotation of a GenBank genome assembly. NCBI's taxonomy places the organism in Eukaryota, Metazoa, Arthropoda, Insecta, Coleoptera, Nitidulidae.